AUGGAAUCUUUCACAAUUCGGACGCCGUGCUCGUCGGCCAACAUUGGACCCGGUUUCGAUGUCAUCGGCCUGGCCCUGUCUAUCUAUCUUGAGCUGCGCGUCACCAUCGAUCGCACCAAAUCUUCGUCUCAAGAGCCUCUUAACUGUCGUAUCACGUAUGAAGGUCAAGGCGAAGAUUCAGAUGAUGUACCACUAGAUCCGUCUGCAAACCUAAUCACUCGGGUUGCGCUGUAUGUUCUGCGGUGCCAUGACCAACGAGCAUUCCCUGUUGAGACUCACGUGCACAUCGUUAACCCCAUCCCAUUGGGCCGUGGUCUUGGCUCCUCUGGUGCCGCCGUUGUUGCCGGCGUAAUGCUGGGCAAGGAAGUUGGAGGCCUGCAUCAUCUAACCAAUGAUCGGCUUUUUGACUUCUGUCUCAUGAUUGAGCGUCAUCCUGACAACGUGGGCGCUGCUUUGUUUGGCGGAUUUGUGGGGACGUACCUAAAACCGUUGACGCCCGAGGAUGUUGCGCGUGUCGAGAUCCCACUUAGUGAAGUACUUCCUGCACCAGCGGGUGGUCUUGACACGGGUGAGCGACCGCCUGAACCACCGCACGGUAUUGGCCAUCAUAUCAAGUUCCCCUGGUCCAAAGAGAUCAAGGCUGUCGCCAUUGUGCCCAAUUUCCAGGUCCCUACAGCCAAGGCACGAGAGGUACUUCCGAAAGAGUACCCACGACAGGAUGUUACCUUCAACCUGCAGCGAAUAGCGUUGCUACCUGUUGCGUUAGGACAAUCGCCUCCGGACCCGGAUCUCAUCUAUCUUGCCAUGCAAGACAAGUUGCACCAGCAGUACAGACAGACAUUGAUCCCCGGCUUAGGUGAGAUCGUCGAGUCCAUGUCACCAAGCACUCAGGAGGGGUUGUUAGGAGUUUGCUUAUCGGGCGCCGGACCUACAAUCCUAGCGUUAGCUACUAGCAACUUCGAGCAGAUCGCCGAGAAGAUUAUAAGCAGGUUUGCGAAGGAAAACAUUGACUGCCAAUGGCUAAUCCUGGAGCCAGCCGAGGGUACUAAGGUUAUCCGCGCAUGA
Daldinia childiae is the source of this 1065-nucleotide messenger RNA. RefSeq names its product Homoserine kinase. The record is from RefSeq and is a predicted model, not a curated record. Bases 1 to 1065 code for a protein of 354 amino acids. Gene Ontology annotation, biological process: L-threonine metabolic process. Gene Ontology annotation, molecular function: homoserine kinase activity; ATP binding. The transcript has 3 exons. Lineage: Eukaryota; Fungi; Ascomycota; Sordariomycetes; Xylariales; Hypoxylaceae.